Molecule: messenger RNA, 252 nt
Organism: Rotaria sp. Silwood1
Lineage: Eukaryota; Metazoa; Rotifera; Eurotatoria; Philodinida; Philodinidae
Source: the annotation of a GenBank genome assembly
AUGAUUGUAGGUAUUGUAUAUUGUUUCUGUGGAGCAUGCUGUGCUGGUCGUUUACAUGAACGUACAGGUGAACAUUUCUGUUCAUGUUUAGCUCCUGGUGCUACACAAGCACUUCGAACAAAGAUUCGAAUGGCUUAUGGUAUCAGGGGUACACUUGUUAAUGACUGGCUUGCAUCAUGCUGUGGUCCAUGUUCAUUAUUACAAAUGAAGAAAGAACUCGAUCGUCAGGGUGUACCAGAUCCACAUGCCUAA